GUUUGCAAUAAAGAUGCCCAGCACCAAGUUUAGUGCAUAAUUAUUCUCUUGUAUGGCAAAAAAGAGAGCUUAAUUGGAAAUACACACAAAGUUGCUCAUCAUCAUGGGUCUCAUGUUCCUCAAGAAGAUCACAUUUCUCUUCCUCCUCAUUUCAGCUUCAUUUCUCUCAACUUCUUUUGCAGGCAGGAGAUUCACAAAUAAUUUGGCCAAGGAAGUUGACGGCAGUGAUGAGGAAAUAUCAAGCAAUGGAGCAAGGGACAAGGAAAUGAACAUUAUCCAUGAAAGGCUUCUUAAAGUGAACACCAAAGACUACGGGAACUAUGAUCCAGCGCCAUCUCUUGUUAGGCCUCCUUUCAAAGUCAUACAAAACUGAUGCUGCAUGGUUCAUAUAUAAAAAGCAGCCAAUCCGAUCCAAUCAAUAUUUACAUAAAUAAAAGCAGACCUAGCUCCUAUAUAUGUCUAGUAAAUCGUAUGUGAGUUGCAUAUAUAUAUAUAUAGUCAGUUUUGAACCCUAAUAUCGUGUAAUGUACCGUUUGUUUAUAUGAAAAUAUAUAUGAUGCAUUUGUGUUGCUAGUCAUGUA
Messenger RNA from Tripterygium wilfordii, 581 nucleotides. RefSeq names its product protein CASPARIAN STRIP INTEGRITY FACTOR 1-like. Lineage: Eukaryota; Viridiplantae; Streptophyta; Magnoliopsida; Celastrales; Celastraceae. The record is from RefSeq and is a predicted model, not a curated record. Bases 104 to 373 code for a protein of 89 amino acids. The transcript has 3 exons.